Musca domestica (house fly) is the source of this 1141-nucleotide messenger RNA. RefSeq lists its product as uncharacterized. Bases 89 to 751 code for a protein of 220 amino acids. NCBI's taxonomy places the organism in Eukaryota, Metazoa, Arthropoda, Insecta, Diptera, Muscidae. The record is from RefSeq and is a predicted model, not a curated record. The transcript has 3 exons.
UUUAGUUAAAGCAAAAAUAAACAAAACGAAUUUUUAUUAAUUUCGUAAAAUAAAUAUUCAAUUAUUUCUGCAAAAAAGUAAAGUGAAAAUGGAUAUCCAAAAGGAAACCAGUCACAGAAAACGGGCCAAACAUUUCUUAGAAGAAGAGGAAAUGUUGCUUGUUAACUUGGUAGAAGACCAUAAGCACAUUAUCGAGAAUAAAAAGUCCGACUCCGUCGCUUGGAAGCAAAAAGAAGCAGUCUGGAAGAAAAUUGAAGAUGAUUUCGCAGCCAGUAUGGGAUUACGACGACCUUGGAAAGCACUGCGUGAUAAAUACGAGGUUAUAAAACGUAAGUCGAAGAUUGAACUUGCAGAACAGAAGUUGCAAACAUAUCGUACGGGUGGUGGAAUGGUGACUUGUAAAGUAUCUACUGUUUCGGAAGAAAUUGCUUCCAUGCUAGGAGAUUCCGCAACAGGCUUGGAAAAUACGUAUGAUAGUGAUUUCGUGGUUGAACCUGAUUACAUUGACUACAGUGAGUUAAAUGCAUCUAAUGAAUUUAUUGAGGAAAGCAAUAAAGAAAAUAACAACUCCCUGAAUAUUUCAACAGAAAGAAAGGAAUGGUCAACAGACAGCCCACAGACUUUAAAAAAACCUAAAUCAAAAGAACUGGUUAGCGGCGGCAAAAGAAAACGCAACCUAGAGGAAGAAAAACUUGAACUUGUUCUUUUACGUGCCCAGGAGAAGCAUGAAAACGAAGAAAUGCGUGCUUAAGAAAAGCAUGAACACGAAAUAUUUUCAUUGAGACUGAAGAAUGAAAUUUUGCACUUAGAGUUGGAGGAAAAGAGGUUAAAAUUUAAUGUAAUAGAGUAAUUCAAAUGUAUUUUUAAUUGCAAAUGUAUUUUGUAAUUAUAAGCAAUAUUAUUAGCUAGUCAGCAUUUAAAAGACUGAAAAUAGAUUAGAAAAUUUUAAAUAAAAACUGAAUUACAAUUUAAUUUAUCCAACAAAAUCUUUUAAAACGGUUUAACGUUGAAUGUUUGAAUUUGCUGUGUGCCCAGCAACGAUAGCACCAGCUGCGAACGUUGUAAUAUCACAUCAAUUGGUCUAUGUUUCACAGCACCGCAAAUUCAAACGCUGGGUUAACAAUGUACGUAGUGGGUGCUA